Messenger RNA from Huiozyma naganishii CBS 8797, 708 nucleotides. It is a transcript of the gene VMA4, whose product is annotated as H(+)-transporting V1 sector ATPase subunit E. Gene Ontology annotation, biological process: proton transmembrane transport. Gene Ontology annotation, molecular function: proton-transporting ATPase activity, rotational mechanism. The record is from RefSeq and is a predicted model, not a curated record. The transcript has a single exon. Gene Ontology annotation, cellular component: proton-transporting two-sector ATPase complex, catalytic domain. The coding region runs from base 1 to 708 and encodes 235 amino acids. NCBI's taxonomy places the organism in Eukaryota, Fungi, Ascomycota, Saccharomycetes, Saccharomycetales, Saccharomycetaceae.
AUGUCCUCAGUGAUCACGUCGCUCACACCGAACCAGGUCAACGAUGAGCUGCACAAGAUGCAGCAGUUCAUCCUGAAGGAGGCGCAGGAGAAGGCCCGGGAGAUCCAGUUGAAGGCGGACCAAGAGUACGAGAUCGAGAAGACUGCCGUCGUGCGCCAGGAGACCGCAUCUUUGGAUGCUAACUACGCGGCACGGCUCAAGGCCGCCGCUCUCAAGCAGCAGAUUGGUAAGUCCACAGUCGCGAACCGGAUGCGGCUCAAGGUGUUGGCCGAGAGAGACACCGCACUAGCUGAUAUCUUCGCUGAGGCAAGACAGUCUCUUGCGAAGAAGUUGCAGGGUGACGCUGCGGAGUACAAGCGUGUAAUGAGAGGGCUUAUCAGGGAGUCCCUGUUGCGGUUGCUUGAGCCGCAAGUCGUGUUACGUUGCAGGGAACAGGAUAUCCCGCUCGUAGAGUCCCUUGCUAAGGAACUCGCCAGCGAGUACGAGCAAGAGACGGGCGGGCCCGUCGAGAUCACCACGCUGAGCAAGCCUGGGGAACACUGUCUCCCAGGGGACGCCCUCGGAGGUGUCCUCGUCUCGGACCCGCGCGGGAAGGUCACUCUCGACAACACCCUCGACGAGAGACUCGUCCUGCUAUCCCAGGAGGCGCUCCCAGCGAUCCGUCUCGAACUGUUCGGCAUCUCCAAGACAAGAAAGUUCUUCGACUGA